AAGUUUGACACUGUUGGAUAGUGCCUGUUUUGCACAGACACUGCCUAUUGGUUACAUUACGCUGUUCUUCUGUUCCUGCUACAGAGGAAUAGGUGUCAGUUUAUUUCUGUAGUAUUAAUAACUACACUUUAACCCUUACAAACCUCAUCUUUUUGACUAUAGCAUCUAUAAUGCUAUGUGCAACCCCACUUUCUCUGGUUUUAACCUCUGGAUCAGAGUGCUGUAAUGCCAAAUCUAAUAUUCCCGGCCAGAUUUGACUGAAUGUGUGUGAAUGUGACUCAUGGGCACUCAAAGGAAUGACUUUGUUACACUAAAGGAAAGCCAUGUUGUGGAGAUUGAAUUGACAGCUGCUGCCAGGUUAAAUGCUCCGUCAAAGCACCAUUUUCCAUCUGUCUAAUGCUCUCUUCCUUUUCUCCUUCGAAAAUGACCUUCACAGAGAAGUGUUUCCUACAAGGUAACUUUGACAAUCGACUACCUUUUCUGAGUGGAGAAGUCUGGACUAUGAUCUUUACUCAGUUCUAUCUGAAUCAUGAUGAAUCAGCCGGCAUUGUCCGUUGUGGUGCGCACAUUUUAUUUAUGUUUUCCAGUCUCAUACACAGUUGUCCUCAGCAUUGGGCAAUUGGAUGUCCUCCACAGAUAAAUGUAAUCUGUUAUCUGUUAUUCUUCAGAAACACGGUCUCCGGUCUCCUCUUCAGUCCGUUGUGAUGGCACAACCACACCCAUAAUUCUUACUCGCCUUGAAUAAUGGCAAUGAGCGGAUGUGGUUACCUUCAUUAGAUCUGGACUCUGGGUCUGAAACUUUUAUUCUUUUGUGGUCUUAUUCUUUUACAGAUCUGUUCUGGAUCCUGUCGUGCUACAGAGAUGUUAACAUUUUAACUAAUGUGCUCACUGGGUCUUUUAUUGUCUUUUAGCUGUCAUGUCUUGUAAUGAAGAUGCUGUUGUGGUUCUUCUAUUUAUAUGAAUGUUGAUACUAACCCAGACUGGGGUCAUUUUGUGUACGUUUACAGUCUUUGUGUCCUUUGUUGGUGUUGUUUCAUGUUACAUUUACACUUUCUGUUUUUCUGUACACUUUUCUGUUUCUAGUCACAUACCGGAGUGUGUUUUAUCUCUCUUGAAUUCAUAGUGCACAUCGGGAAAUUCUGAUAAUUCUGCUGGUUUUUAACUUCUUGCACCAGUCAGUCUGGUUUUGUACUACAGUGUGUGAAGAGGAAGUCUCCUCUGUUAUACUCGUAUUAAUCAUCACCCCAAUGCUAAAAUAUUAUCGCAGCACAAACCACCAAAGCUGUUUCUCCACAAUGCGUGUGACAUUGUUGCCUUUGUCCAUUAGCAACAUUUCCUCAAAAUCUCACAGGAAAUGUUUUGUGUCAGUCUUGCAACUUGGAAAAAGAGUUGUAAGCAAUUUCUGACUCGUUGUUCUGCCUUCCCUUACUGUCAGAAAAAAAAAGUGUGGAAAUUGUAAAUUUAGGUGUACAACAGCUUGUGGCAGUACCCUUAAAAGGGUAUCUUUGUACCUUAUAACCCUAAAAGAUGCAUAUUAGUACCUGUAGAGUAGUAAUAUGUACCUUUAAGGUACUGCUCUGCACCUUUAAGUUGUAAAUAAGUUACAAAGAUGUCCUUGGGGUUCUGCCCAAUUUACAAAUGGUACAAUUUCUGCUCAUUUUUCAUGAGAAUGUUGAAAACUCUAAAUAGUGACAAUUCUGUGAAUGAUAUUGGCUGUGGUUCGAUGUUCUCCGAUGAUGUCAGACAUCUAAAUCACUUCACAUCCUCUGCCAUGUUUACAAGCCCCUGUCUGUGUCUGAGCUUUCUGUUGGGCUUAUUUUUUUCUAAUUUCUGCUUUGGAAAGGACCACCAUGGAGCUUGACUGUCUUAUUCAAACACUUAUAGCCUGAAAUCAUUCUUAUCAAUGCCAAUAGAUGAUGUUUCUGGGAGGACCUCAUUGCAGGAGACUGAAUCAGUGGAACAGAAAUGCAGAUGGCCAUUACACAGAUUUCUGGUGUGCUGUGAUCACCACCCUGCCUGUUUGUUUAUUGUUGUGUCCUGUCUUUCUAUCCAUUCAGUUUUUGUAAUGAUGUUUCUGGUACUUUACAGAUGGGUACUUGCACAUACUUUGUUUUAUUUGUGGGGGAGGGCCGGGCAUCUAAUUUAUUCAAUGAAAUAAAGACGUUAUGAUCAUAUUAUUUAGUGUUUUGGGAUUUUUAAUUUUUUUAUUAUUAUUAUUGGUGCUUGCUAAGUUAAUAAUUCUUAAUAAGCUCUUCAAAGCUGAACUGUCAUUGUGUCAGUGUAACUGCUUUCUGAAGGAGUGGCCUCCAAUCGUGUUGCAGUUGCUGGAUUGUUUCUGCUCCAUGUGAAAGGUUUAUCUUCUGACGCUGUUCCUCUAGUUAGUCCACCUUGUGUUCAGUGAGAGAUCCCACAAGUGCCUGUGACAUUCUCAGCACGGCAUCUAUAAAGACCCCCGGUUUGUGCGGUCAUCAUCUUUUCUUGCUUUCCUGCUGCUGUCAUGGCCCUGCUGAGAGUGUCUUCCUACCGUAAGCUAUUUGAGGCGGAGCAGUGGAGCCAGGCUGCAGGACGCUGUGGAGUCCAGGCCCGCUUCACUGCCAGGGGUGGAGUUUCAGUGCGUGAAUGUCCAGAGCUGGAUUUUGCUGCAGCUCGUGCCCUGAACAAGGAGGGCGUGGCUCAAUUUGUCCAUGAACGCUCUGUCAUUGCUGCCCUCAACGAUCGCCUGGCUGGCCUCAUCGACGUGGUUUGGUGUCUAGAAGAGGAGAACGAGUCUCUGGAGGCUGAGAUUCUUGAGCUGGAGUAGAGGCUGGAGUCAGAGCAG
This is a messenger RNA of Sinocyclocheilus rhinocerous, 2818 nucleotides long. Its product is annotated as vimentin-1/2-like. Bases 2498 to 2800 code for a protein of 100 amino acids. The record is from RefSeq and is a predicted model, not a curated record. Gene Ontology annotation, molecular function: structural constituent of cytoskeleton. The transcript has 3 exons. Lineage: Eukaryota; Metazoa; Chordata; Actinopteri; Cypriniformes; Cyprinidae. Gene Ontology annotation, cellular component: cytoplasm; intermediate filament. Gene Ontology annotation, biological process: intermediate filament organization.